GAAGCAGGGGUCGGCAAUGGCUGGGCUGUGGUGGGCGCCACCGCUGCUGCUGAUCACCAUGCAGCUUAUGGUGUCAGAAGCCUCGCCCAAAUUUGCCGCGGCCAUAGGCACCCAGAAUGUGGUAGCCGGCAGAAGCGUUUCGCUCACCUGCGUGGUGCAAGACCUCGGUCCAUACCAGGUGGCCUGGGUCCACCUGGAGCGUCAGAUGAUCCUCAGUAUCCAUGACAAGGUGAUCACCAGCAUUUCACGGUUCCGGCUGGUGCCGGAGGACCCGCAAACGUGGGUGUUGCACAUCUCAGAUGUGCAGAGCAGCGACGGUGGCUACUACAUGUGCCAGGUCAACACGGUGCCCCUCAUGUCGCAGGUCGGAUUUCUGAACGUGCUCGAGCCACCGCACAUCGUCGACGAGAACAGCACCAAAUCCACCGUGUCGGUGCGCACGCGUGAGAACGUGACGUUGACGUGCGCGGCCCGCGGCGUGCCGACGCCGACCAUCAAGUGGGUGCGCGAGGACGGCGGCCACAUCCGCGUACGGCCGCCGCACGGCGAGCGGGGCCGACAGCGACACGCCGUGACGCGACGUCAGCACGGCAGCGGUAAAGGCGAUCCCCACUGGCCGACGGUGAUCGAAGGGAAUACGCUGAACCUGACCCAUGUUACACGCUCUGACAUGGGGCCCUACCUCUGCAUCGCCAGAAAUGGCGUACCACCCACUGUCAGUAAGCGAAUUCAUCUCUUCGUGCAAUUCAAGCCCAUGAUUUGGGUGUCGAACCAGUUGAUGGGUGGUGCUGUGGGCGGGUCGGUGACGCUACGGUGCCGGAGUGAGGCUCAUCCGCGGCCGAUCUUCUACUGGAUGAAGAACAAUACGGAACAGCACGGACUGAUCAUUAAGUCCAGGAAGUACCACAUCCGAACGAUAAGCAUGAAGUACUCAACUGAGAUGGUACUGCAGAUUCGACACCUGAACGCCUCGGAUUUUGGGAAAUACCUCUGUGUUUGCAAGAACCCUAUCGGAGAGGUUACCGGAGUCAUCACUCUUUACGAGAUGGUCGAGCCGACGACAGCUGGGACGACGACGACCGGGUACCCGCGAUGGCCGGCCGCCACCGAGCUCGUCACCUUUCGAAACGGCGGAGGGGAGCACGGCGGCGACACUGGCGACAUCUACAUCCCCGCCGAGGAGGGCGACCCAGAGAAGAAGCGAUCGCGCGUCGGCGGUCGCCACGACCGGGAGCGAAGCGAGCAGCGCCGGCCCGAUCACAGUACAGCACGGCCGUCCUGCGGUCAUGGUGUCCUGCCCAUUGCGCUGCCGUUCCAGCCAUCCGUCACUGUCCAGGACGCAUGUGUUGGUGGUCUAUUGCAGACGACCGUAGACAUGCGGGAGCUAUCUCAUUGGAGCAUACCUUUGCCUCCCGAAGUAACCAAGUCUCCUAUAUCUGGUACCUAAUAGUUGUGGUCGUGCCUGCAGUUCAGCUAGCCAAGUGGGGACACUGUCAGACGUGUGACAGGCACGUGGGCUUGCAUCCCAGCAACUAGGCUGAUGUGCC
Messenger RNA from Pollicipes pollicipes, 1547 nucleotides. Its product is annotated as protein amalgam. NCBI's taxonomy places the organism in Eukaryota, Metazoa, Arthropoda, Thecostraca, Pollicipedomorpha, Pollicipedidae. The record is from RefSeq and is a predicted model, not a curated record. The transcript has 10 exons. Gene Ontology annotation, cellular component: neuron projection. The coding region runs from base 17 to 1447 and encodes 476 amino acids.